AAGCGAUCGGAGCGUGUUGAUCGCCACUCACAGCUCAACUUGCUUCAAACAAGCAAACAACUAGCCUACAAACAUGCUCAAGAUCACCAUUGCUGCCUUCGCCCUCGUGGCCGUCACCGCCGUUGCUGGAUACGAACAUGCCCCCAAGGACUACUUCCAUGUUCCUAAGUACAACUUUGAGUACGGCGUUGCUGACGCGCACACCGGCGACAAGAAGAGCCAGGCCGAGACCCGUGAGGGUGACGUCGUCAAGGGCCACUACAGCCUGGUGGAGCCCGAUGGCACCACCCGCACCGUCCACUACACCGCCGACCCCCACAACGGUUUCAACGCUCAGGUGACCAAGUCCGGACACGCCGUCCAUGCUGCCCCCGUCCAUCACGCCGCCCCUGCCUACCACGCUGCCCCCGCUUACCAUGCCGCCCCCGCCGUGGCUCCUCUUGCCUACGCCGCUCACGCCGCCCCCGUGGUCGCCCACCCCCAUGGCGCUCCUCUGGCCUUCGCCAACCCUCUGGGCUACGGACACGGAUUCGCCAAGAUCAACCUUGCAAAGACGCAGUUUGAUACAGAAAAAGGCCAGCGUGAGAGACAAUGGCCUAUGACCUUCCCCAUUUUUUUGAUUGCUUCGUCAGUGCUGGCUGUUGCCUCAGCAGGAUACCUGCCUUCAGCGAAAUUGAUCGACUAUUAUUCGCAUCCGAAGUACGACUUUAGCUAUGGCGUGAACGACCCCCACACCGGAGACCAGAAGAGCCAGCACGAGACCCGCGACGGUGACGUCGUCAAAGGCCAGUACUCCCUGGUGGAGCCCGACGGUUCCGUGCGCACCGUCCACUACACCGCCGACAGCGUCAACGGGUUCAACGCCCACGUGACCAAGUCUGGGCCCGGCGUGCACCCGCCGCCCGAGCUCAAGAACCCGCACCCGGCGCCCAUCGUGGCCGCACCGGCCGUUCUGCCCGCUCCUGCCAUAAUCCACAAGCCUGUCUUGCACAGACCACUGGCCUUCGCCAAACCGAUCGUGGUGAAACCGGCAAUCGCUGCGCCCGUCUACAGACCCGUCCAGCAACUGUUCGCCACCAACCCCAUCCACCACCAUGAGUACGUGGCCGCACACUACAACCCCGUGCCCAUCAAGUACGUCAAGAACUACCAGUACGAGCCUCACCCUCACCAGACCUACUACGACCACUUCGACCGGUACGACCAGGGCGCUGACUACGCGUUACAAAACUCGCAGGGAUACGAUUAUUCCUACUAAUUUCGCUUGUUCUCUUUUAACUUAUUAAGAUGUAUAAUUUUUGUAAAUUUUUUAUACAGAGCUAUUUUGAAAUGAUGUAAGAAAAUUAGAACUUGGUUGUUUUCUCAUGAAAAGUGUGUUUUAAUAUCAAAGAAACGUGCAAAUGUUUAAUCGUUUCGCUGGAAAAGAAUACCUGAUUUUUUAGAGCAUAAUCUCAGUUCUGAUGUUGAUUUUAGAAGAGAUUAAUUAAUAAGUGCCUUCCUUAACAUCAAGAUCUUUUCCAUCAUCUCGAAAAAUUUGAUAGUGCUUCAAUUCUCGUGAUUUGAGUAUUUUAUUUCCACCGAGUGCUGAAGUUGGAAAUUUUUCUUAUGUUUUGUGAAAAUAUAAACAUUGAAAAAUAUCCAAAUUCUCUAAGAGAUUUUCACUCCAUCAUCAUUCUCUUGUCAUCUCUUGGAUUAAUUUAAAAAUUGUCCUCAUGAUUUUUAUUAAAAAUGAAGCUAAAUAAAAUAAGAGCUUGUCAAC
Molecule: messenger RNA, 1759 nt
Organism: Neocloeon triangulifer
Lineage: Eukaryota; Metazoa; Arthropoda; Insecta; Ephemeroptera; Baetidae
Exons: 6
Coding region: 74-1258 (394 amino acids)
Cellular component (GO): extracellular matrix
Source: RefSeq, a predicted model, not a curated record